This is a messenger RNA of Stegastes partitus (bicolor damselfish), 1070 nucleotides long. It is a transcript of the gene polr3f, whose product is annotated as polymerase (RNA) III (DNA directed) polypeptide F. The transcript is spliced from 8 exons. NCBI's taxonomy places the organism in Eukaryota, Metazoa, Chordata, Actinopteri, Pomacentridae. Gene Ontology annotation, biological process: transcription by RNA polymerase III. Gene Ontology annotation, cellular component: RNA polymerase III complex. The record is from RefSeq and is a predicted model, not a curated record.
UGAGUGAAAAUGGCUGAAGUGAAGGUGAAGAAGGAGGCGAACCUGUCGGACCCCGCGGAGAUCGAGAACAGGAUCAAAGAGCUGUGCCACCAGUUUCCUCUGGGUAUCACUGACCAGGUGAUCCAGAACGACCUGCCUCACCUGGAGCCCCAGCAGAGAGCCAUGGCCAUCAACAAGCUGCUGUCUCUGGGUCAGCUGGACCUGCUGAGGAACAGCUCAGGUCUGCUGUACAGACUGAAGGACUCCCAGAGCGCCAGGUAAGCUCACCUGAGUUCUGCACUACGACACAAGAUCAGGGGGUCAGGAAGGUCUGCUGAGCCUAAAGCCAGAGCUCAGUGUCACGAAGGUGGUUCNNNNGGAAUCUGGAGCAGGGACAUUCGCUUUAAGAGCAACCUUCCUCUGACGGAGAUCAACAAGAUCCUGAAGAACCUGGAGAGCAAGAAGCUCAUCAAAGCCGUCAAGUCUGUGGCUGCUUCCAAGAAGAAGGUCUACAUGCUGUACAACCUGCAGCCCGACCGCUCCGUCACUGGCGGCGCCUGGUACAGCGACCAGGACUUUGAGUCCGAGUUCGUCGAGGUUCUCAACCAGCAGUGCUUCAAGUUCCUGCAGAGCAAGGCUGAAGCUGCGAGGGACAGCAAGCAGAGUCCGAUGGUCCAGAGGAACAGCUCCUUCGCCACGUCGCACGAAGUCUGGAAGUACAUCUGCGAGCUGGGAAUCAGCAAGGUGGACCUGUCCAUGGACGACAUCGAGACCAUCCUGAACACGCUGAUCUACGACGGGAAGGUGGAGAUGACGGUGAUCGCGGCCAAGGAGGGCACGGUGGGCAGCGUGGACGGGCAGAUGAAGCUGUACCGAGGCGUCAACGCCGUCAUCCAGCCCACCGGCCUCGUCAAGACGCCCUGCGGACUCUGCCCGGUGUUCGAGGACUGUCACGAGGGCGGGGAGAUCUCUCCGUCGAGCUGCAUCUACAUGAGCGAGUGGCUGGACUUCUGACCGCCGGCCUCCACGCGCCGCUCCUCUGCCUUCUUCGUUUUUAUUUAAUAAACCGGCUGCUUCCUGUUCUGACUCCA